CUUUUGCAAAGUUUAACGUUCCAGCCGACAGAAAGAUGUAUCCUUUAAGUUCUCAGAAAAAGUAUUGGACAUUCUCUAAUCUGGAUCAGUUAAUGAAUGAAUGGCGAUUGAAACGGAACCAAAAAUUCAUUGAAACUCAUGGAGCACAAUUGAAUGAGCAACAGCGCCAGGAAUUAUUUCUCGAUGCAACAGAGGAACAUUUACUGCUUAAACAAUAUGAAAUUUAUUUAAAUGAUUUUUGCCGAAGGUUUGAGCCGGCCAUGCCUAAAUGUGUGGUGGGAACUGUCAUUCAUUACUUCAAAAGAUUCUUUUUACACAAUUCUGCCAUGGAUUACCAUCCCAAGGAAAUAUUGGCCACUUGUGUUUAUUUGGCUUGUAAAGUUGAGGAAUUCAAUGUGUCUAUUGGUCAAUUUGUGGGCAAUAUCAAAGGAAAUCGCAACAAAGCUAUGGACAUUAUUUUAUCAAAUGAGUUGCUGCUAAUGCAACAUCUGAACUAUUAUUUAACCAUUCACAAUCCAUAUAGACCUGUAGAAGGAUUUUUAAUAGAUAUAAAGACUCGCAGUUCUAUGAUAAAUCCUGAACGUCUACGUCCUCACAUAGACAGCUUCAUCCAUCGAAAGCGAUGGAUUAUGUGA
Stomoxys calcitrans (stable fly) is the source of this 635-nucleotide messenger RNA. RefSeq names its product cyclin-H-like. Gene Ontology annotation, molecular function: cyclin-dependent protein serine/threonine kinase regulator activity. The record is from RefSeq and is a predicted model, not a curated record. Lineage: Eukaryota; Metazoa; Arthropoda; Insecta; Diptera; Muscidae. Gene Ontology annotation, cellular component: nucleus; transcription factor TFIIK complex. Gene Ontology annotation, biological process: DNA-templated transcription; regulation of transcription by RNA polymerase II; regulation of cyclin-dependent protein serine/threonine kinase activity.